Paramecium sonneborni is the source of this 198-nucleotide messenger RNA. The record is from the annotation of a GenBank genome assembly. Lineage: Eukaryota; Ciliophora; Oligohymenophorea; Peniculida; Parameciidae.
AUGAGAGAUAUAAAAAAAAUGAGACUUGAAUUAUUAGAUUUCAAUUUUUAACGCAGAACAAAUGAACAUAAUUCAUUACUUGUUUAACUUAAUCAAUAAGUAUAUGUUAUUGAAAACUUAUUAAUUCCAAGAAAAGAAUAAUUAGAACUUAGAAUUGCUGCUUUUGAAGAAUAAUAAAAUAGAUAAAAAAAUAGAUGA